AUGGCGACAAUAAACAACAAGAUAGAAGACGGAACAAUUCAAUCAAGAGACACCGAUGAAGUAUUACGUACGCUUCUAAAGGAUGUGACGUCACACCUUCCAGCAUGUGACAGGAGAAGAGUUAUUCUCGUUGGAAACACGGCAAGACUUUGCGCCUCCGAGGUAGCGGUGAGGGCCGCACAAGUCAUCACUAUUGAUCUAGGAAAGCAAGGUAAUCACAAAAACGUUACACGAUUAGGAAAUUUCCCACCUGUCCUCGAAGAAGACUCAACGAAAAAUCUGCUUGCUGAAAACAGUGGAGACCUGCUUAUUUAUGAUCACCGUAUAAGCCUUUCCAACGAAGAUCAGCUAAAGUCUCUGAAACAUUCAUUGUCACUGGUUCGAGAAAAUGCAUACGUUUGCUUUUUACAGACCAUCACCUCAGGGAAAGAGAACAAUGAACAACAGGGCAUGGACGAUCUGUGGAGAAUUACAUCUAUUACUAGUCCUGGAAGUCAGCCAGACGAAGGGUUCGGUCUGGAGGUAGUCCUUAUUAGACCUAUCACCAGGACAUACACACCACAACGAGAAAAUGAAGCAGACAGAAAAAUGGUUUGGCUAUUUCAAAAGGUUAAAAGGAAGCUGAAUAAGGACAUGACAUUUACAACAUUGCAUGAAAUACUCAAUAAUCAGCUGUAUACUAAGACAAGGAUACGCCAACUGGAAAGUAUAUUUGGAAGGACAUUUGUUAGCGCCGGUGGACUGACUGCAACAAAGGAAUUCCUAAAGAAACUGUGCCUACGUCCCGGACAGAAAGUGCUAGAUGUUGGAUGUGGAAUCGGCGGCAAUGCAUUUUACAUGGCCAAGGAGUUUGGGGUCAAAGUCAUCGCCAUGGACCUGUCAUCGAAUAUGAUUGAUAUUGCUAAGGAGCGAGCGAAGGAACUGAACAUCACAGAAACGGACGUGGACUUUGAAGUAGCUGAUGCUACGCGAAGAGAGUAUCCACCAGAUUACUUUGACGUCAUCUUCAGUAGAGAUACAAUUCUUCACAUAGCUAGCAAACUCCAGCUCUUCCGAAAAUUUAAGACUUUCCUGAAGCCUGGAGGCCAAGUACUUGUAUCAGAUUAUUGCUGUAGUGAGGGGGAACAUACACAACAGUUCAAAGACUACGUCAAGACGUUUGGAUACAGCAUACUAUCACAGCGAGAAUAUUGCUCGACGAUGGAAGAAGCUGGCUUCAUUCGGAUAGAUACGGAGAAUAAGACAGAUUUAUUCAUCAAAACGACAACGCUGGAGUUAGAUCGGCUAGUAACACGGAGAGAAGAUUAUAUAAAGGAAUUUUCAUUGGAAGACUACGACGCAUUUUCAACAAUGUGGAGAAAUACACAGAAGUGCGCUGCAGUAGGAGACCAAAUUCUUGGCCUGUUCUAUGCAGAGAAACCUGCUUGA
Messenger RNA from Ylistrum balloti, 1428 nucleotides. RefSeq lists its product as uncharacterized. Bases 1 to 1428 code for a protein of 475 amino acids. The transcript has 11 exons. Lineage: Eukaryota; Metazoa; Mollusca; Bivalvia; Pectinida; Pectinidae. The record is from RefSeq and is a predicted model, not a curated record.